GAAAUCUGUGAAAAAAGGAAAAGAAUAUUCAUUUAUUUUUUAAACAUGACACCCACAACCAGGGCAAGGAAAUAUGGGCUACUUGCAUUUACUUAAAUAUGCCAGGAUAAAUUGCUUUAUGAGCUCAUAAUUGCGCACCUUUAAUCCCUCAUCAUCAGCAGAUUCAAAAUUGGUUUUCUUUUCUGGGCAGCUGUUAAAUUGUCUGAAAUAGACUUAAGUGAAAGAAGGCGAAGUCACAGCCUUCCCUGACGAGGAGGAGGAUUACAGGAAAGUCUCUGAGCCACAACUUAUCACACAUCGUCCAGCCCCCGGACGCACUCCAGUCUCUGCUGAGCGCAUCGCGGUUCACAAAAUGGAAAAUAAAAUAAACGGAAGGAUGAGCAGCACCAGUACAUCGAUCGCUGAUUCCACCGAUACAGGAGUAAGCGACUUGAUUGAAGCUGGAUACAGUAAUAUUAAAUUAUCGAAUGAGUCACAGUCUCUAACUUGCAUGUCCUCCGUGCGUAAUUUUGGAAAUGCCGACAGACUGAUCCUGGGUCUAAAUUCUAGCGGCGACGGCGCAGUUUUCAAAGACUGUAACGUACUCGAUGGUUCACUUGUUGCAAAACAUUUUUAUGAUCGUAGCAAUGAAUAUCUGAAGUGUGACACUGUGCCGUGGGAAGAUUUUGUAAAUGUUCAGGGGACGGAUUUGGCCACAUCCGAAAGUUUGCCUGGCGCAAGUUUAAGCCUCUCCUCGACACCUGUUGCGUGUAAGUUCAUCAAAGAUGAAAAUGAGCCUUCUGUGAUUAUGGACAUCCCCUGUCCCAACUUUGAUCCAACAUCGGAGAUACCUGCUCUUGACACCUGCUGUGACACCGACAAGAAGCAGCAGCUGGGAUGUAGUGACGGGGAGUCGCCAUGUUUCACGCCGGCUACGGCGGGUCCUCGACCGGGGUUGGGGGGAUCUCCAAACUUUCUGAUCGACCUGAACCAACCGGAGCAGCUACCGGCGUUGAGCCAGGUGAGGACUGACUCCAUGUGUGGUUUGUCCGGGAAGGCUGUCAUCAACUUUGAUGCCAAUAGGCACACAGCCCCGCAACUGACGAUGUACAAGAACGAGGUCUCCCGUUGGCAGAUGCAGAUGUCUCCGGCUGAGCCUCAGUACUGGUCUGCAGGGCUGUCCGAGGACCCGUUCCCACACAGCGGCUAUGAUGGGAUCCAGAACCAGAGCCUGUCUCAGAGGAACCCAUCACCUUUCUCCGCAUUCCCCGGUAUGCCACCUCAGAGAAUGUGUGUGAUCUGUGGUGACGAGGCAUCUGGUUGCCACUAUGGAGUCUUAACCUGUGGGAGCUGCAAAGUCUUUUUUAAAAGAGCAGUUGAAGGCCAUCAUAGCUAUCUCUGUGCUGGGCGAAAUGACUGCAUUGUGGACAAAAUCCGGAGGAAAAAUUGCCCGGCGUGUCGCCUCCGAAAGUGCUAUCAGGCGGGAAUGAUGCUCGGAGGCAGGAAGCUGAAGCGUUUUGGGGCCUUAAAAGCCUUGGGUUUGGCCCCGUCCCUGAUGUUCCAGUCUCACAUGGCCAUGUCCAGUGACAAUCAGGCCUUGACCUCCAUGUCUUGCAUACCAGGCAUCCGUGAGGUGCAACUCUCCCAGCAGAUCAUCUGUAUCCUGGAAAACAUCGAACCAGAGGUCGUUUACUCGGGUUUUGACAACACCCAGCCUGAUGUUGCCCAUCUUCUGCUGAACAGUCUCAACAGGCUGUGUGAAAAACAGCUGCUGUGGAUCGUUAAGUGGUCCAAGUCUCUGCCAGGGUUUCGUAAUCUUCACAUCACAGACCAGAUGACCCUCAUCCAGUACUCAUGGAUGAACCUGAUGGUGUUCGCUCUCGGGUGGCGCUCCUUUCAGAAUGUCACCAGUGAAUAUUUAUAUUUCGCACCUGAUCUGGUUCUUAGUCAGGAACAAAUGAGGAGAUCUCCAAUUUAUGACCUCUGCCUGGCAAUACAGUUCAUCCCUCAGGAAUUUUCCAAUCUGCAGGUCACCCGCGAGGAGUUUCUCUGCAUGAAGGCCAUAAUAUUACUCAACACAGUGCCUCUUGAGGGACUGAAAAGUCAGGGAGUAUUUGAAGAGAUGAGACAAAACUACAUUCGGGAGCUGACCAAGGCAAUCCACAUUAAGGAGAAGGGCUUGGUGGCCUGCUCACAGCGAUUCUACCACCUCACCAAACUGAUGGACGCCAUGCAUGAUAUAGUGAAGAAGGUCAAUCUGUUCUGUCUGAGCACCUUCCUCCAAGCAGAUGCCAUGAAAGUGGAGUUUCCAGAGAUGAUGUCAGAGGUUAUUGCCUCUCAGCUUCCCAAGGUCCUGGCAGGCAUGGUGAGGCCUCUCUUAUUUCACACCAAGUGAGGAUGUCAGCACAGACAUCACAACUCUGGAGAGACAUCUUGUUACUGGAUUACUGACCCUUCAAUUACUGGAUUUUUCAUAACCUUCGCUUUGGUAGUCAGGCAUCUAUACUUUGCCAAAUUGCAUCUAAUGGUCUUUAGCUCUUUUACUUCAUGAGGUGAAGCAGAAUGAACAUGUUCCUUAAAAUAUAUGUUUUUUAGUACACAAAUAUCUUACAUAUAAUGAAUUCAUGAAUUCAGAGGCAUCAGUCAAUAAAGCUUCUCUGUAUGAUUCAGGUGUAUCCAGCCUUUUCCCAUUGUACCUGCCAACUUGUGUACAGAUGGUAUUUACUAGCUGAUAUACAGUAGGUAUUAAUAACCACUAGAUAUAUUGAUAUUUUUGUACUGAAGCUGCAAAAAUUUUUUACUUUCAACAUUUCUCACCAACAUUUUAUUGUUAAUAAAGGAGAAAUGCAGGAGAAACUGAAACCUGGCACUUAAACUAAUGAAAUUAUUUUAGGGUUAAUAGCAGACUGACUCACUGCACCUACUUCAGGGAGAAGAAACUGGGAAGAUAAUUAUUUUAAAAUAUUUGUGGAAAAAAUAAAUGACUUACUGUAACUCACAUCUCCGCCAAGGCUGCUCAAUUCCCUGAAUGUUAUUCUCAUAAUGAUUUAAAAAUGUUUUAAUCUGCAUCCGGAUCUGCAUCACAAUACACACAGGGCUUCUCUGGCGUUAAUGGGAUGCAUGUGACAGAUUUAAUUCAAGUGAGUGAAAUUUCUGGAUCAGCAUGCAGAGCUGUAAAAACAAACAAAGAAAUAAUCCCUGGCAGAGGUCAUAAAAACAUUUUCAUGUAGCUAUGGAUAUGAAGGAACGUAAGUGAAAUAUAUUAUCUGUCAGUCUAAUCAUAUUUUUUCACAGAAAAAUACAACCAUGUCUAAAAGUAGGGACACAAAGAGACAAUUGUAUUUUACCCUCUAACAGUUCAUACAGUUAACAGUAUACUGUAGAGUUUCUCGCCACAGUGAACACAAGUUAAAGUCACUAACCAUGACAAAGAAUUUGGAACACAGGUCUAAUAAAUCACGCUGUUUAUUUAUAGACAUGUUUUUGCACUGUCAAGACACAGUAGAUGAUUGCAAGGAAACAAGCUUGCCAUAUAAAAAAAGGGAUGCCAGAAGUUACAUAUAAAGGAUAUGGAUAUCAAUUCCGUGAUAUGCCCCUGCAAAUUCAGACUGCAAGGGAGUAUUUUUCCAGCAUCAAUGUUCAAGGCCACCCCGCAUUCUUAAAUAUGAAAAUGGAAAAGAACAUCCUGAUCUUGGCAAGUGCAAGAUCUCCAAUACCUUUCAAAAUACAUUUUCGGCCACCAGACAAAUCCUUACUUUGGAGUAACCUUUCAAUUUGUAAUAAUUUUAGGAGGUUUGUUGGUGAUUUUCUUUCUUGUAUUUUCUUUCUUUUUCUGGAAAAGUAUCACCGAAGUUAACAUUUUAGAUACUUAUGGACUUUGUACUUUUGAAAUGUUGUGACAGUAACAGAAAAUUAAAUAUUAAAUGGCAUCUAUAACAUAAUAUAAUCUGACACAUGUCUAGUUGUCAUUACUAGUACACCAGUGUACCAGUUAGUACAGUAUCACAACAGGCAUUAAAGGCUAAGGCUCCACCUCAUGAACAUAGCAUUCAUGACAUCAUAAAAAACAAAUUUUUACAUAUGUUUGAAGUGAUAAUUUAUAUUAAUAAACAGUUAUAAGAAGUAAAUAUUUUUGAUUAGCAACAACAGAAGAACUCAUGAGCAUUAAUGUACAGUACAGUACCGUGUAGCUAACCAGAAAGUGCACUGUCGCAGUGAGCAGGUUCAGUGGCUGAACAAUGAUCACAGGCCAUAAACAUGAAAGUUAAGGUGCAAAUCCAUUAUGCUUUUUCUAUUAGAUUCUAAUAGAUUAGACUAGUAUCCUUAUUUUAAAUCACAGUUAAUAAAAAAUGUUUAAGUUUAUGAAACUACAGAUUUUCAUUAGCAAUUUGAUGAAAGUGUUAUGUUGAUAUAAUGGCAUGUUGAAAGAUAAUAUAUUUCUGAAAAUAAAUCUUGUGAAAUGGGA
Dicentrarchus labrax (European seabass) is the source of this 4444-nucleotide messenger RNA. It is a transcript of the gene pgr, whose product is annotated as progesterone receptor. Gene Ontology annotation, molecular function: sequence-specific DNA binding; DNA-binding transcription factor activity; zinc ion binding. Lineage: Eukaryota; Metazoa; Chordata; Actinopteri; Moronidae. Gene Ontology annotation, biological process: regulation of DNA-templated transcription. The coding region runs from base 353 to 2374 and encodes 673 amino acids. The transcript has 8 exons. The record is from RefSeq and is a predicted model, not a curated record.